AUGCAAUUAACAAAUAAAAUAGUUAUUGGAAUAAUUAUUGCUUCAUUUCUACAAUGGUAUAAUUAUUCCUUUUUCAUUGGCUUUGUAAUUGGAUGCUCUGUAAUUCUGUGUAUUGAGUAUAACUAUAUCAUGGAUUAUCUAAAACAAAAGCAUAAGAAUUAUGAGGUGAGCAUCACAAGCUGUAAAAUUUUAAUAUAAAUAAAAAGUAAAAUAACACGUGGAUGAAUAUUUGCACCCCAUAAAAUAGAAGAGGAAGCAUUACAUAAAUAAGUUCAAUUCAGAAUUACAAAUUGAAAACCCACAGCCCAGAUAAGAGGAUAAAUAAUCUAUACAACAAAUUUCUGUAUAAAAAUUAUAGAGAAAAAAAUUCUUAAAAAAAUUAGACAUCUAUCUAGAGUUCUUUGAAGGGAUCAAGGUAACAAUCUAAAUUAUUGUAGGAAUCAGAGCAACAAUUUGGUCAAUAAUUGAAUGAUUUAGAUAGUAAAUUGAUGUCUGAAAAUGAAAUUACAAUUGUAGAUAAAUACACCGAGGAGGGAAAUGACAUCAUAUAACAAUUGACAGGCAUUUAAUUGAGCUCUAAAUUAUACUUGUACUUACCCUAAUGGAAAGACUUUAAGAAAGUAUUAAAAUAAAUUAGUCAAUGCCAUACCGAAGUCUCCCAAGACAUGCAUAAAGUGAGCCUUCAACUACAUUAACUCAGGAAAGGCUAUCUUAAAGAUGUGGAAGAGAUAAGAAAACAAAGGAAGAAAUUGAAACAUCAAACAGUUGAGAUCUAUUAACAUUACUAGAAGAUUUUAAAUGAAUUUGUACAAAAUGAAAAAGAUUUAUAAACGUUUACUUAAGCUCAUUCAGAAAUGCUAAAGAGAAAAGAUGAUCCUACUCAAAUCAUUAAAAGCGAAAUGAAAGUGAAAUUAUAAAUGCAAUAAUCAGAUAAUAUAAGAUUGAAAUUAACCGAUGCUAGGGACAGAAUCAAAGAAAAUUAAAUAGAAAUUAAUGAGUUUAAUUAAAAAAUGCAACAAUUUCAAGUUAAUUACGAAGAAUAAAGAGUUAUAUUUGUAAAAUAGGGAUUCCAAGCAUUCUUAAUAACAUCUGAGAAUUAUGCCAGUUAAUUUUAAACCUAUAUCUCCACACUGAUAGUCAUUAUCGAUGAAGAUUAUUGUAAUCAUAUCUCAUUAAUUUAUUAGACUAAAUAUACCCCUCAAGAUAAAAUAGGAGUCCAAAAUCACCCCAAAAACAAGUCUUGGAAAAUUAAUAACAAGGGUAACUACUUGAACUUGAAAUCAAUGAAUAAAUUAAAGAAAUUUAAAGGCAAACAACCUAUUAACUCCAAUAAUGGUAAAUAGUCUAAAAGUAUAAUGAAGAAUUGGAAUACUUUUUUAGAGAUACAAUCUAAAUACUGACCCAAAUGUCAAUUGAUAAAGAUUUUUCACUUGUAAAAUAGUAAGUAGAAUAAGAAAAAUAAGAUGUAUCUAAUGUUUUCAACAUACUCUUUUCUAGUUUAGUUAGUGUUAUUAAAAUAAUUAAAGAUACUAAUAAAUAGUUAGUUGAUUAGGUCGAAAGGAAGAGAUAGGAUAUAGCUAAAUGUAGAUUAGAUAUGUCAAUUGGAAAGGAACUUGAGAUUUGUGCCUUAAGAGAAUUAAAAAAGUUGCAAAGUCUUAGUACUGAUGAGAAGGCACUUGAAUAAUAUUAAAAUGAUUAAGCGGAUAAAUCAAAAACUAAGAAAGCAGCUGAACAUUUUUUUAAUGAAAUGAAACAAAAUAUUUCAGAUGUAAAAUCCUUAAACUUUGGUAAAUUUUAUGCUACAAUUGGUUAAACAGUAUCUAAAGUCUAAAAGAUGAGUAAUUUAAAGGAAGAUGAUUUAAGAGAGCAGUAGGUCAAAUUAAUGGAAGACAAAAAAGCUUUAAUUUAGUUAUAAGGAUUCACUUUAAAAAAAAUGGAGGAUUUUCUUAUCAAACAUAGUAAAUUAGUAGCAAAAAUGAAGAAAACAUUGAUAGAAGAUCUAGGCAGAUUUGCUAUUUAAAUCUUCACUCAUCUAAGAAUGAUAGUUGAUGAAAGUAAUAUUUGUAACUUAAAAUAGCAACUGAAAAUAUCUAGAUCAUGUAACAAAGAGAAAGCUUAGAAAAUUAAACUGAAUAAUAAGUGUUGUAAAAUGACAAGGAGGAUACAACUUGUCAGAAUGAAGAAAUCGUGGAGGAUCUUCAUGUGAGUACAACAUCCUUAUUACUUUAAAAACUAUUAAAAGUCUUAGUAAAUGAUUGGAAGGAAAGUGAAUAUUUCAAAGGCAAAAUAAAGAAAAUGUUACAUAAAGCAUUCAAUAAGAAAAGAGUGACUAUGCUAUCAGAAAUCACAGUAACUGAUUUAAAAAUUGCUGGAGAUCCCCCUUCCUUAUCUGAGAUAAAAGCAUUAAGACAAGAUGUUAAUGAAGUAAAGUUUAGAAUCUAUCUUAGUUUUUGUGUGAUUUGGAUUUAUCUUUCAGGGGAAAAAUCUAAAUUGUUUUAAAUACAAACAUCAUUAUAAAUUGGCCUAAGGAAUACUAAGUGCCUGUCGAAAUCAAAGUUACUAUCUCUACUUUUACUAGUAGGAUUAGAUUGUGCUUCGUACCCACUUAUCUUGGAAAGAGUUGGUAUAAUCAAUUAAGAUUAAUUUAAGGCUUUCUAUGAUAGGACAACCUGUAAUAAAUUUAGAUAUAGAACCGACUCUCUUAUAGAAGUAUAACAUUGCCAAAAUCUAAUAAAUUGCUGAUUUGAUUAGAGAAUUUUUAAUUGGAAAAGUGAAGUUAAUGACUUACCCUAAUAAAUUAUCAAUAAAAAUACCUUUAAGUAAGAAAUGA
This is a messenger RNA of Paramecium octaurelia, 2830 nucleotides long. The record is from the annotation of a GenBank genome assembly. Lineage: Eukaryota; Ciliophora; Oligohymenophorea; Peniculida; Parameciidae.